This is a messenger RNA of Setaria italica (foxtail millet), 1168 nucleotides long. RefSeq lists its product as uncharacterized. The transcript has 3 exons. Lineage: Eukaryota; Viridiplantae; Streptophyta; Magnoliopsida; Poales; Poaceae. The coding region runs from base 283 to 807 and encodes 174 amino acids. The record is from RefSeq and is a predicted model, not a curated record.
AUCAAAAUUUAAUUAGUUCUUCGUUUCGAAAUUGAAAUCUUAUUUAGAUUGCAGGAAAUUUAAUUGUCCGCUCUAUGCAGCUUAGAGCUUCGUUGGGCCAAACGGAAUCAGUCGUAGGCCCAACAACUCCGCGCGAAGCCCACGCCAUGGCAGCAUCGUUCUAUCUCACGACGCCUCGUCACCGACCACGUCCUAUCCACAUCCCACCCUACUCCGCCAUCCAGCACCACCGCUUGCCUCGACACACCCCGCCAAGCGCAAGAGCUCGCCGAGUUCGUCUCCAUGGCGGCCGCGGCGGUGGCCGUAUCCACCUCCCCGUGCAGCGGCUCAGGGCACCUCGGUCUGUUGCAGGCGUCUCAGGCCCACCAUCUCCGCCGCACGCUCCUUGGGGGGCGAAUGGCCGGACGAUGUGGGCGCAGCAGGCUGGCGGUCUUGGCCGCCGCAGGCAAGCCGCCGGGAGAGGCAGAGGAGCAGGUCCCUGCGUGGGCCAAGCCCGGCGCUGACGAGCCGCCGCCCUGGGAGCGCGAAGGCGGGGCCGUGCAGGGGCAGGAAGCCGGGCAGGUGCCGUUCUACGCGUACCUGCUCGCGUCCGCGGUCACCGCCAUCGCCGCCAUAGGCUCCAUCUUCGAGUACACGAACCAGCGGCCGGUGUUCGGGAUCGUCGGCUCCGACAGCGCCCUGUACGCGCCGCUCCUGGGCUUCUUCGUCUUCACCGGCAUCCCGACCUCCGCGUUUCUGUGGUUCAAGGCCGUGCAGACGGCGAACAGGGAUGCCGAGGAGCAAGACCGCAGAGAUGGAUUUCUGUGACUUUAAUUCAUUUGCCGGUGCAGAAGAACAAGCACCGCAUCAACGUAGCAUUGGGUGAUGUAAUGUAUCUGUGUUCUACAAAUGAAGAGAGUUGACGAAUUUGCGGCAUGAAAAAAAGAAAAAUGUGCAGAUUAAUGAGGGGGGUUUUAUAUGCAUGAAGUUCCUGAGUGGCAUCUGUCAGCAUAUGAAUAGAAAACAUUUGUUUCUUUGGUUAAAAAUAUCAUGUGUUUUGCACUUGAAUAGAAUGCUUCUUCCUCCAUCACUAGCACUGCCUCUUUACUUUGAUGGCAAUGAUGCUAUGUCCCUGUAUACUCUGAAGGAGCAUCUAGGCCCUUAAUUCGAUUUUGGAGAUUAAUGACAA